GCAUGGGUGACUCAAGGCUUGUCCUUCUAGUUCUCUCUUAGGAAGCCCAGCUCCUGUUGUUUCCUUUUAUCCUGGAGGGGAGGAUUAAUGCACAAAAAUAGUAAUUAUUUGAAAAUUAAAUAGUUGCUAUUAAUUGUUCCAAAGACAAAGCCUCAGUUUGGGGAUGAAUUCCCUAUAAGAUGAAACACUUCGGAAACUUUUUGGUGGGGGAGUCUAGAAAAAAUGUUGGUGCAGCUUUUUGGGUCGCAGAUGAUCUCUGCCAUGCUUUUGGAGCUUACAUCUCAGCUCCAAAUGCUUGAGCUGCAUGAAUUCGUUGGAUCUCCGCCCCUAAAAUCUGAGGGUGGUGAGGAUGUCUCGUAGAGACAUAGGGGCUAACGUCUGUACCUUGCUCGGUGCUGUGCUGUGCACAUCCAAAGUGCUUACUGAGUGUUAGCUAUAGGGCAGGAUGUAUGAGACAGGCCCGAGGCCAUUGCUUGGAUUUGUAUAGUGUCUUCCUACAGAGCCCAUCCAAAAGCAUAUUGCUUUUAGUACCACUCUGCCCUUUGCUGGUUGCACUGAUCCUGCAUGCCUUGUUCUGUGCACACAUUGGCUGGGAAUUCUUAUUGAAGGAACCCAAGAGUGAUUUCCAAGGGCACACCAACUGCACACAUACUGAGAAGUAGAGACUGAUUGCUUUGCACCUUUCUUGCUUUAUGAGAAGAGGAAAUGGUACCUAUUUUUUAUUAUUUUAUCUAGCCAUUGCUUUUAGAAUUGUAAUUUAUCUCAGUUAGCAUUCUUCAAUUCUGAAUUAUGCAAAGAGCUCUAAGUAACUGCUAUAUGUGCUCCAAUCUGCUAUUUCCAUUUAAUUUUUAGAGCAAAGAUCUCCCAUCCACUAGUUAUCUCCCAGGGGUAGGCCAGGUCAAAACAUGAAGCUGGGAACUUACUGUAGAUCUCCCAUGUGAGUGGCAGUGGCCCAAAUAUUUGAGCCAUUAUCUGCUGCCUCCAAGAGUAUCAGUAGGAAGAGGUACUGGAAUUGGAGGAAGGACUCAAGCCUAGCCAUCAGCGUAUGGCAUGCAGGCAGCCCAAGUGGUGUUUUAGCCAAUGUACCAAUUAUUUGCCCCCCCCCUUUUUUAAAUCAACUUUAUCAGCAACAAGAAAAAUAAAGGACUUCUUAGGAACUUUUGAGCCUAAAAACCUUAGAAGUUCAAAGAACAAUUUAUGCUUCAGUGUUUCAUUUUUAAACCAAGAAUUGAAAUGAAAUAGCGAGUUAUACUCACUUAGUUGAAAUUAUGAUUUGUGGAUCUGAAUCAAUGUGCUGUGGAAAGUACACUUGUUCCUUAGUGAUUGUGCUACUAGAAAAUCACUGGUAUAUUACCAUGAGUCAGUCUUAGUGCAAUUUCCUAGUUCCUGCAUGCCUGAGACAGGGGGAUGAGUGGGAAGAGGGGCUGGACAAGAUGAGUGUGAGGGCAAGCACAUGGAACAGUAAAUGGUAUGACCUUACCAAGGGUGAGAGGAACUGCCAAUCCGUCCAUGCCCACGUCACUAGGCUGUCUGACCCGGGGCAGGCCUGCAUCCUCUGAUAGAAAGGAGCAUCUUCCUCUUUCCACAAGGACACGAGCUUCAUUUAACCCCUACUCAAAAGCUCACAAGACACUGGACCACAAGGCAGAACUUUCUGAUCUAACUUGUAGUUACCAUUUCCCCUAACAAUACUUUUUAAAGUGCUAUGAAAUUAUGACAUAGGUGAGAUAUAGAUGUAGAUGUAGAUAAAAUGACAUAGCAGAUGCAUGUAUUACAUAUAUUAUAUGUAGAUAAAAUGUGCUUUCAGAAUCUGAAAAAUCAACAUGGACAGUGUUUGAUGGUUCUCAUUUGGAAUGUACAUGUCGGGGACAACACCUUUUUUACUUCACAAAUGACUAAAUGACAUAUGUGACAGUAUGUGUAACGCUUCUUUUGGGUAUGCUUUCUUCCUUUAGUCUUCCUCUGUUCUCUAUCUAAGAUUUAUUUAUUUAAAAGCAAAAUGACAUCCUGGUGGGGGCGAUGGGAGAGAGAGACCUUUCAUAUUCCAUCAGUUGGUUCACUUCCUCAGUGAACUCUGUGGUGGGGAGCCUAGGAUCCCGCCCCGCUCUCUCGUGUCAGCAGGGAGCAAUGAAAGAUGUUGCAGGUUUGGAUUCUUGGGAAAUCUUGCUCCUUGGCUUGGGAAUGGCCUGCCUCUGUUUUCCCGGCUUCUUCUCUUGGGCAUGUCUGGUCUGUAUCCAAAUUUCCUCAAGAUAUCAGUCAUGCUGGAUGAGGACCCAUUCUAAAAAUAUCAUUUUUUACUUUUACUUUAAAGGCCUUCUAUCCAAAUGCCACAAGAAACUGGAGAUUAGGGCUUCCGCAUGUGAAUUUGUGGGCUGAAGGGUGGGACAUGAAAACAUCCCAUAACAAUGAACAAGCAGCUUUUGUUUUGUUCCUCUUAGAGGAAGUGGGCACAAAACCUCUAUUUUAUGGUAAGAGAUAAGACUUGCACUCAAUGUUUGUAAGUGUUUCCCUUAUGGGCAUGCUGGGACACUGACUUUUCAUUAUUUUUUUUUUUCUGUAGUAUCUACUGCACUAUUUCUAGAAUUAUCAACCCCAGUUAUUGAUUUUUUAAGGACACCAACUGAAGGACCUGAAGACCUCCGGCAGGGGCCACUUCCUGAACACCAUAAUUGGGUCAAGUCUCCACUCUCCAUAUGUGAAGCAUUAACAUGAAAGACUUUUGGGGACAAAUCUUGAAUACAUUGACCUUUGAGGCACAAUGAAGGAUCGGCUAGCAGAACUGCUGGAGCUGUCCAAGCAGUAUGACCAGCAGUUCCCAGACGGAGGAGAUGAACUUGACGGGACUGAGAACAUCGUGUACGAGACGGACCACCUGCUGGAGUCCUUGUACCAAGACAUCCAAGAUAUUCAGGAGGAGAACCAGCUGCUGAUGGCUGACGUGCGGCGGCUAGGCAAGCAGAACACCCGCUUCCUCACGUCCAUGCGGCGCCUCAGCAGCAUCAAACGCGACACCAACUCCAUCGCCAAGGCCAUCAAGGCCCGGGGCGAGGGUAUCCACCGCAAGCUGCGCGUCAUGAAGGAGCUGAGCGAGUCUGCGGAGGCCCAGCACGGCACGCAUUCGGCCGUUGCGCGCAUCUCGAGCGCGCAGUAUAGCGCCCUGGCACGCGCCUUCCAGCAGGCCAUGCAGGAGUACAACCAGGCCGAGAUGAAGCAGCGCGACAACUGCAAGAUCCGCAUCCAGCGGCAGCUGGAGAUCAUGGGCAAAGAGGUGUCUGCCGACCAGAUCGAGGACAUGUUCGAGCAGGGCAAAUGGGACGUAUUCUCCGAGAACCUGCUGGCCGACGUGAAGGGAGCACGGGCGGCGCUCAACGAGAUCGAGAGCCGCCACCGCGAGCUGCUGCGGCUGGAGAGCCGCAUACGCGACGUGCAAGAGCUCUUCCUGCAGAUGGCGGUGCUGGUGGAGAAGCAGGCGGACACACUGAACGUCAUCGAGCUCAACGUGCAGCAGACACUCGACUACACCGGACAGGCCAAGGCACAGGUGCGCAAGGCCGUGCAGUACAAGAAGAGGAACCCUUGCCGGACCAUCUGCUGCUUCUGCUGCCCAUGCCUCAACUAGAGGCCGAUCCACGCCCGCUCGCACCCUGCAGCGUCUUCUGCACCAGAUGAGAGGUUCCCCGAAUCCCGUGGAACUUGCUCUUUAGAGCAAUAGACGAGGUUCAAGGAUUGCACACCUGUCAUGCCUGGAGAGACAGCUGGUCUUGGUGGAUGGCUGUUGAACAAGGUUCCUACGGGACACACUGCAGUAUUCUCCUGAGUGAAGUCCAAUGCAGACAUGAUGUGGGAUCCGACCAGUCUGUGCCACGGCCUGUCCCCAGAAACCCCAACAAGUCACUGUUGCGUUCCUAAGUGGAACGAAUUCAUGGCAAAAACUUACGUUGCGUAUCCUGUCGUCAGUUUUUUUGGUUUCAUUCUGUUUGGGGUGAAACUGAUCUGAGAUAAAAACUAUGCCCUCCAUUUCUCACUCUGAUUUGUGCAGAUUUCCAUCUAGAUGUCAACUUUUCUGUGCCCCUUGUCUGCUUUACUGACAGCACGUUGGACACACGUUGUCUCCUUUCUUUCCCUUUAAUGUCUUCCACCAGAAUGUAUUUCGGAAUUAUUUUUCCAAAUAUUUUAAAGCACUGAUUGUGAAAUGAGCAUUCAAAUUAAAGUUUGUAUCUAUCAUAUUUUAUAUAUUUUUCACAGGUAAGACUUAUUUAAAGUUAACCUUUUUAGUUGACUACAUAUGUAUUUGUAAAUGCAAAAUACUAAUCCACACUGAAGUGUGUGCAUCCCCAAAGCUGGUUUAAUCGUACUUUUGCAAACGUGGCAUACACAUGUCACAAAAAAACACUUUUGGCCACUGGUGGUGGUUUGCUUGUCUGCAGCUGAUUUGCAGGCCAGGUAAGGUCAAAACUUGAUGUUGAACAACUCUACAUAGGUUUUGAUGCUAAGGCACAUCUUGAAGGCUGAAAGCAUACACAGAACUACAAAUAAUAAAAGUGUUUUUUGGAAACACCACUUUUGUUUUCAUAUAGACCAUUUCUUUCAUGCAUUAAAAUGGAAUACUUUAAAAGAAUCCUGUUUGUCAGAUAAGCUUAAUAAAUAAUCACAUUGCAAACA
Molecule: messenger RNA, 4662 nt
Organism: Ochotona curzoniae (black-lipped pika)
Lineage: Eukaryota; Metazoa; Chordata; Mammalia; Lagomorpha; Ochotonidae
Gene: STX11
Product: syntaxin 11
Exons: 3
Coding region: 2759-3619 (286 amino acids)
Biological process (GO): exocytosis; intracellular protein transport; synaptic vesicle fusion to presynaptic active zone membrane
Cellular component (GO): synaptic vesicle; SNARE complex; endomembrane system
Molecular function (GO): SNAP receptor activity; SNARE binding
Source: RefSeq, a predicted model, not a curated record